This is a messenger RNA of Durusdinium trenchii, 2445 nucleotides long. The record is from the annotation of a GenBank genome assembly. Lineage: Eukaryota; Dinophyceae; Suessiales; Symbiodiniaceae.
AUGUAUUUGCAGCACUUCGCAAAGUGGCAUCAGCGCUUGCUGAAUGCCAAGCUUCCAUUCGGCUCAGGUGUCUGGGAUCCGGUGUUCUUUGCCCAGUCCCAACGCAUGACGCCCGCCGAGCUCCACCGUACGGUGGGUGCGGCGGUCCAGGCGAUCUCGGGAGAGUGGCACUUGAUUGCCAAGGCGGUACGUUUGCUGCAUGUGGGCCAAUGUGACUUUGCACGCUUCACAAGGAACAACCUCGAGGAGUCAAAGCAGAAUGCCCCGGAGGACUUGGAUGAAGCUGCAUGCGCCUGGCAACGAGCACUUGGAGGGGCACGUCAUGGACAAGGUGGCGCUUGUAACUCCAGCGUUAUGUCGGCAAGAGCUAAGAGAGCAGUGUGUGAAUCUGAGAUUCUGCUACAGCCCUUUGGAGAGGAGUUGCAACUUUUUACCCAGCCACCCUGCAGCCUGAGAUUCUACUCCAACCUCUUACAACUGCAUGCCACAAAUUGUACAGGUGUACCUCCAAGAGCAGUUUUUGCGGUCUGCCUGGGCUCUCAAACCUGCGCCAGUGUGGAGGCACAGCCGCAGUGGUCAGAGCUGCAAGAGAAGCUCUUGCCAUUGCUGGAGUGUAGCAUUUUCCAACUCUUGCAAGCGGCUCGAGGGCAUCAACCUCUCUGCGUCGCUGAUUUUCCGGCAAGAAACCUUAGGAGCGAUCCAUCUCCAGCUGGUUUGCCAUGGAAGCAGCUUGGGACGGAAGCCUUCAGGCAGGGUGACUUUUGGCUUGCUGCAAACUACUACUCUAAGUGGCUGGAGGAUUUGGUGGAACCUUCGGAGAAAGCCAUAGCCCAUUCGAAUCGAGCUGCUUGCUUUGCCAAGGUCAAAGACUUCGAGGGCUCAAUGGCGGAUGCACAAGCAGCCAAGGAGCUCCGACCAACAUGGGCACGCGUGUGGAGUCGCUUGGGCAUAGCAGCUGAGGGGCUGCAGGACCUCAAGGAGGCAAUCCAAGCCUAUCGACAUGCCGUGGAGCUAGACCCUUCGCCCGAACACCUGGAAGCCUUGGGUGCUGUAGCUGUUCAUUUCGACGGCGAAGCUGAUGUGCUCCGCCAAGUCGAGAAAACCAAUGGAGAUGCUGCCUUUGCAGCAACUCCUCCAAAUUUCGGCCUGGCGACGGCCUUUUACACCGUGGCAAUUGCUUUACAUCCAGCUGCAGUGCCAAUGAAAGAGCUUGAGGCCUUGGCCAGCAAAGAGAAGAACCUGCUCGAGUCCGAGAAUCGUAUCAAUGCAGAAGAAAAGUUCCGCGAAGCGGUGGAGGAACUCCGACAGGCAACAGCAUCCAAAGACGUCUCGGAGGUGGCGGCCUUGUAUGGAAACCGAGCUGCAGCGCUUUGUCACCUGAGACGAUGGAGCCCUGCUGUUCAAGACGCUCGAAUGGCAGUGCGACUGCAGCGCGAUUCAGCCAAGGCACGAUGCCGUCUAGGUGUGGCACUUCUUGGAGCUGGUCUGCCGGAGGAAGCUUAUGUGGAAUUUGCUUGGGCAUUGGCCAUUGACUCGCACUACUCCUCGGCUCGCAGUGGAUUGGAGGCCUGCCUUACCUCCAUUCCAAAGUGGAGAUCAAGGAUGGCUCAACGAUCUGAGCGGCUAUUGCAAGAUCGUGGCCGCCCUCGUGCAUUUGCCAAGGUUUGGCUGAUCUCUGAUUUGUACUAUGAUCACAAAGCCAACGCUGAGUGGUGCCAAGAUCUGGAUGAUUCGCAGUUCCAGGACGAUGUCCUCAUCGUGGCGGGGAACGUAGCUGACACACUGAGAAGCGUGAUGCGCGGCUUGAAGGCCCUGAAAGAGAAGUUCCGGCGUGUCUUCUAUGUCCCGGGAAACCGAGACCUGGCCCUGAAUGCCAGCGAGGUCAGAACAGCUCGAUUUCCCGAUUCCAUCGCGAAGUUCCUGGCUUUGUUGUCAGCAUGUGAAGAAAUUGGAGUGGAAGUCUUUCCUGGAGCCGUUGGACAGGACGUCUAUGUGGUUCCGUUGUUUUCCUGGUACAGUGCGGAAUUUGACAAGAGAAGUCGUCCAGAUCCAAAUGUCGGGUUUGAUGCUCAAUGUGUUUGGCCACUAGAUCACCAUCAGCUCUGGAAGUGGAUGUUGAAGCUGAAUGAGGCUCAUCUUCGAUUGCCUUAUCGUGGCACGGUCUUGACCACCUCGCACUUUGUGCCUUUGACCACCCUACCCUACGACAGCACCGGCAAGCAAGCCCAGGCUAUGGGCUGUGAGGAGAUUGAGGACCAGGUUCGAAUUUUGAGGAGCAGUGCUCAUGCCUAUGGUCACAGCAGCAUGCGGAGCCUCCAGGUGCAUGGUGGAACCGCUUUUGCAAACCACGCCCUGGGUAUUGCCAGCGAUGAGAAUGAGGUGCCAGAGCGUCCACUACUUCUUUUUGAUGGAGCAAAUGGUGUGGUGAAAGGGAACGGAUCAUGA